Paramuricea clavata is the source of this 4283-nucleotide messenger RNA. The record is from the annotation of a GenBank genome assembly. NCBI's taxonomy places the organism in Eukaryota, Metazoa, Cnidaria, Anthozoa, Malacalcyonacea, Plexauridae.
AUGGCGAAGGUGAACCAGGUUUGGAAAGAAUUAAAUGCCAAAAUGACGGCCAAAAGAACAAGAAAUCCUAGCGGACGCAAUAAAAGCCAAAAAGGAACGGCCAGUGAACUGAUUGUUCAACGACUAACCGCCGAACCUGACAACAAACAAACUUUCCGUCCGGUUCAACCACGUGAGUUCGUCGAGUUUGAAUACGACGAAUUGACUUUGGACAAUUUGAAGCAAGCUUGUGCAACACACUUUGGUCUUCCGGUAAAGACCUGUGACAUUCUGGUCUCGAACAAGGGUCCUCCUUCGUGCAAAAAUAUUAAUCAGAUACCUCAUCGAAAAGAUAAAGUAAGGCUAGGAAAAUCAAUGUUUGUAUUUAAUAUUCAAAUGGCAGAUUGCACAGGGGGGGUUGCAACCUCGUACCCAGGCUCUUUCCUCUACGCUCCUAGCUGGAGAAAAUACCCUGGCUGGGGCUGGUCACGUGUACCCUAAAUUCUGGGUGGCAAAAAGUGUAAUUGCUGUGGGAGGGGUAGUAGAGGAGUCUGUUUGUCGUGUUUGGAAUUUGCAACUUUAUGCUUUAUAGUUUCUGGUGAUAAACAUGCACUUUACAACAAGAAAUCGUGAAAGGAACUGUUCUAAAUUCGUAUUCAUCAUGACACGACUUCCUGCUGUACUGAAUGUCAUCAAUAAUAAGUGUUGCGGUACAUUUCAAGCGAGAAGUUGGAUCAUAUUUCACUUGCAAGGAAAGGACUAUACACGCGCCUGGCUUGCGAAGUUGAGCACGCAUCGCCGUAGAAACAUAAAUGUCUUCUACACCGACUGGUCGAUCAAACGAACGAUAUGGUUGUUUAUAUUUGAAGUGUAUAACUAUCCUGUUCGAUAUUCAAAACAACCUUUGAUUUCCCAAACAUCGCCAACUGUGUGUAAAAAAUGCUAUCCCGACUAUGAAAGCACUGGAUUAAAACCCGUUAUGGACGUAACAUUCCCUGCAUUUACAUUGCUCAAACUCAACGAUGAAGAAUGAUUAUAUCGAAGUAUAAUACUAAAGCUAUCUGUUAUCACACGAACGCCAAAUAUACUCGUCCGUGCGUGGGGUACAACUUGGAUAUUUUUAGGACGAAACAUGCGACCAGACACUGGUAUUGUACUUUAUAGUAAAUUAUUUCAUAUUUCAUGUAUUAGAGUAAUUUACAGCAGGUACAUUAAAAAUCGUUUAAAGACCUUUCAUUGGCAUUGCCAUUGGCCUUUAUUUGAAGAAUAAUCCCGCUUAAAAUGCAGCUUCUUGCGACUUGUAUCAUGACCGCUGUGGGUCAUCAAGACAAUAUUUAUAUCAACCUUUAUUCAUGCAGUAAACUUUAUCGUAUACUGUGAUGGACCUUCUAGAUGUUUCACCAAACGAUACUGGAGACAAAUAACCUAUCUAUAUCAAUGGAAGCUCUAAAUAUUUUAUUAUAUUCAUUAAAGAAUUCUAUGAGCGAGAUGUCGUGCGUACAUAAUUUACUGUUUAUGAAUUUAAUAAUAUGUAUCCCUGAUUAAACGUAGGGUCUAGGGACACUUUAUACCAGGUAUAAUAAAAAAUAUUUUGCUAAAACUUAUCAGCUAUCAUUCCUUUGCAUUCAAGGGGCGAGGGUAAAUGGCUAUAGAAUUAUAUAGGAGAUGCUGUGCAGUAUUUUGGCUUCAGCAUACAGUUAUUCGUGCAGACAAAAAAGGAAAAGAAUACAGUUGUGAAUUGUCUUAUAAUUCUGUACUGUUGAUCCCAAACAAUUUUGUACGUUAAGAGUAACACUCCUUCCUACCUGGUGGCUGGUGUUUUAUAUAAACGAUGAUAACCUAUUUUUUAAAGAAAAUCUAGAGCACUAUGACUAUGUUUACAAACGCUUUUAUAAUCUAUUGUAGUAUUGAAUAGACAUUCGAUAUCUAUUUAGCUAAUGUCCAAAUGUGUAACGUUUGCUGUAAGACCACCAAGACGAAGCGCCUACACAGUCGCUAGACGCUAGUGAGACCUCUAUUUAGCAAAUUUAUACCGUUCCGUAUAACAACAAUUCAAUGGCAUAUUAUAAGAAUAUUUUACAGUAAAUAUCUGAACCCGAGGCAGAACAGAAACGUACGCGUGAAAUGAAACUGCGCCCGAACCCCGAGAGAAUAAAAGGGCAAAUAUUUCAAAGCAUACGAUCAUACGUUUUCGUUGCUUGAUUUCCUGACUUGUCCGUUCUAUAAGAAUAUACAGUUUAGCAGGUUUGUAUAAUUUAAAAGCAAACAAAACCAAUUUUUAGCAAGUAUUUUGAAGUAUAUAUGAUAUAUAUGAUUCUGAAAGAUAAUUGUUCAGGCGGCCACUCCUCGCAAUCGAAGUGUGAAGUGCGCAAGUGGAAACAUGUAAUAUGAGACUUUCCCAUCCCCCUAAUAGGCUAUCAAUUUUCUAUGGGUCACGUGACCAGCCCCAGCCAGGGUAUUUUCUCCAGCUAGGAGCGUAGAGGAAAGAGCCUGGGUACGAGGUUGGGGGGAUUGAGGACAUCUUUUUACCAGCUAAAUUGUGACCCCCUGGAAUUCAGUUUAUAUACCCCCUUCGCUGGAAUUUCCUGGGAAUUCAUUGCCAGAUACCCCUGGAAAAUGGCUUUAAUUGCAGACCUCCUGGAUUUUGGUCUCUAAUCACCCCACCCCCUGGAUUUCUGCUGUCUUUUCACCCCUCCCCCUGGAUUUUCCAAGGCCUUUUUCUUACACCCCCUCCUCUGGAUUUUCCAGUGUCCUCAACCCCCCUGUGCAAAUAAUAAAUGCAAUCUGCCAAUAUUCAAUUAAUUUCAAUACAAUAGACCCCUUGUUCUGUUCCAUAAAUAAUAUUAGGUUAUGUACAGCAAGGCUCUGGUAAACAUUUCCAGCCUGUGGAAUUAUAAGAUCUAAAUCAGGGGUUAGGUCAGGUUAAAGUUGGGGGUAGGGUUUAGGUUAUUUCCAGCCAAAAUAUGUACUAUACGAGCCCGCCGUUUUUACCAGUUAGACAACAAUACAAACUAAAACUGCAGUUAUAACAUUUUUAAUUUCAAAUUUGAAAAACAGUUGCAUUCAACACAGUUAUUUCCCUUUUCCCAAAUGUAAGGCCUGGCAAUGUUAGCAAUGUUUGGGUAACACGAUGUUCUAAUUGCCCAGGUAUCUGACAGGUACACUGUGUACAGGUUAAUGGGUCAUUCCAGAAAACAUCCAUACCACCCCCACAGAGGAAAUAGGAAGUUAAUCCUUAAUACAUUUACUAUUAUCAGAAACAAUUUUUUCUACCCUCCCCUCCGGACGGCAGAAAUUUCCUCCGUGGGGGAGUAGGAUAUUUUCUGGUACGACCCAAUAUAAAUUUAUAACUUUACUUAAUCAUGGAAUUUGUUUAGGUAUACCUUGUUCGUUUUGUGGUAGACCUUGAACAAGAAGAUGAAACAGUAAAUCUCUCAAGCAGUGAAAGCGAUGAACUUCCCCGUCAAAGAUCAAAGCGUGCUAAAAGUUCAGAAUGCAUUGCAUCACCCAAAAAAGUGGAAACACAAAGCUAUCCAGCAUCUGUUUCCAUUAAUCAACUUAUGAAGGCAGGCAAAUUCAUCAAGCCAGUCCCCAAGACAAAGACAGUGCUGAAUUUAGAGUCUUUUGAUGUUGUACAGAAGGAGUGGGUAUCUGAAAAACCGGUUACUGUUUUCAUCGAUCAGGAGAAAUUUGCUUCAGGUGCAUUUCGAGAUGCCUAUAAAGGGAUGCCAGAAGGUGGUGCCAGUCAAAAGAAAUGGGUUAUCAAAAAAUAUAAUGAGAAAGCCAGGACCACAAUUGUAACAACACUUUCUUCAACAGUUGAGAUUCAUGCUAGGAAGCAAGUCCAAAUGCAUUCAGUUGCCAGACACCUAACAAAGCAGUUUACCUUGAAAGUUGCUAAAUCAUUUGGUAAGUCAUUUUCAUAUAACAAGGUAUUUUUUGCCAUGUAUGAUGGGCAACCUGUGACAGUGGAAGAGUUUGUACCAGGUGCCUUUACCAAAUAUGUUAACAAUGAUGGACAUUGCAUCCAACCAAGUGAAGCCAGUGAAAGUGUUGAGGAAAUCUUUCAAAAAGCUCAAGCAUUGGUUCACCAUACAUAUGUAGUCAGCAGGCAGAAAUUGAUGUUAUUAGACAUCCAAGGAUCUGAAUAUUCCCUAUAUGAUCCAGAAAUAGCAACUAAAGAUUUCUCUGACAUAGAUGAUGAAGUCUAUUUUUGCUGUGGAAAUCUUUCAUCAAUCAGCAUUGACAAUUUUUUAGAUCAGCACACAUGUAGUACAUUUUGCAAAAUGGUGAUUGAAAAAUAA